Molecule: messenger RNA, 1897 nt
Organism: Periconia digitata
Lineage: Eukaryota; Fungi; Ascomycota; Dothideomycetes; Pleosporales; Periconiaceae
Source: the annotation of a GenBank genome assembly
ACAAGAGAUUUCUUUUUAGUCGUCAACACAAUCCACAAAGGGUCCAAUACCGCCGGGUGUCGCCGCCGCUUGCAAACCCUCCGACGCUCCGAUUGGCGCGCACGCUUCCGUUCUAGUGGGCGCAGCCACAGUGGUGACGCUGUUGAGCAGCUUUCAAGGCCUGGCCUCACUCCACCCUCACCUUUCCUUUCCUCUCAACAUCACAAGACUUGCACACUGCCUCACUCGCGCCCUUUUCUAUACAAACUCGUCCAUCACUUCCUGCGGCCCCAAACCCACUGCAAACUUAUUCACCGUCCUGACCGCGACCCUCAUCCUCUCCGUACUACAUUGUUUCAGCCUCAUCUUCUCAACUUGGAGUGCACGAGCCCAACCAUGACCUGGAAGAGCACUUCGACCAGCGGCUCGUCCGCGAGCAGAGCGAGCUCCCUCUUCGGUCUGGAUGAGGAAGACAAAGCGAACAUUCUCGUUUAUAGGUAUCGCUCGGGGAGCAAGUCUUUGGAAGUCACUUCCCAGCAUGACUUGUGCAAAACGUUGGACCAAGACGACGAAAACCUGCCCUAUAUGCGCGUCACCAAGAAGCAUAUCCCUCGUGGCAAUAGCCGCCUAGAGGUCCGCACCGAGGAUCUUCUGCCGCCAGACGACGUCGAGAAGUUCGCCAUGAAGCCGACUCUCAAAUCUUCGCUCGCCAACGUUGGUCUCCCGUCAAGUGCCUAUUGGAAACGCCUUCUUUUCAACUCGUACCCCGAGCUCUACAUUGUGUCACGAUCCGUCACGCCCAGCCCCGAAUCGUCCAGAUUCAACUCUCCCGAGUCAUCCAAAAACAACUCUCCCGAGAGUUCGCAGCAUGUUAGCCCUGCAACAACAAUUCCAGUCGAUACGCCACAUCCCUUACAGGAUCCUCAAGCAUCAUAAUAAUUGGCGGCGAAGCCUAGGCUUCAGCAGUUCUAUUCUCGACUCAUGCGACUUUGGCGCUUGUCUUGGAGGACGUGCCCCACAGUUUUGAGUCAUCGCUUUCCAGAUACUUGGGUAUGGUAGUAUCGGCUUUCGAACGCUCCAGACCAACGUCUAUUCAUCUUUCAAGCGAUGCUUUGGUCAUACGUUCUUUCCUUUUUAUACCCAACGUCAACAUUACUUUAGCGGACGGCGUUGGCUUUGUCUUUAUCAACGGGUUCUUUCCCAGGCGCAGUCAUUUGGCGGGGUUUCCUGACACUUUAUGUUCGGGCGUAGGUUUCCAAAAAUGCACAUUUCUGGCUCCCAUGUAGUGUUCUCAUCGUCUAGAACUACCACUAAUCAACUAGCCAUAUUCUAUUUCUCAGCCUGUCAAGAUGUGUGAUUAUGCAUUUUCUAGAUUACUAUAAUUUUGCACACCGCGGUUCAUCUUGACCUUACCCCACAGCGCGUCAUACCUUACGCUACUUACCAUUUUUGGGCAGCUCCAGAAUCUCGCUACAUUUCUAAUCAGUUUACAUAUUCACACCGAUAUAUAAACAUCAUUCACCUUUCUUCAGCAAAUUAUUCAAGCACUGUAUCGCUCUAGUUGCAGCUUCUACUCUUCUCAAUACCGUCAAAAAGAAGGGGAAAAAGAAACAUGACAUCGCCCUUUCCAACCCCCGAGCUCCGCGAGCUCGUCCAAGAAGUCGCGACCCUCCUAAAAGACCGCAAAGAAACAAUCUCAGUAGCAGAAACCGUACAUCUUCCCCUAAGAUAAUCCACGACAAGAAAACACAGCUAACCAGCCGGAAAACAAAAAUAGGCAGCAGGCGGUCUAAUCUCCGCUUCUCUACUCUCCUACCCAGGCGCAUCAACCUUCUACGCCGGCGGCCUGACCCUCUACACGCUCGCCUCGCGCAUCGCUUUCGCAGGCUGGACCCAGGAAACGCUAUCCACGUACUCU